Molecule: messenger RNA, 1737 nt
Organism: Papaver somniferum (opium poppy)
Lineage: Eukaryota; Viridiplantae; Streptophyta; Magnoliopsida; Ranunculales; Papaveraceae
Product: protein WUSCHEL-like
Exons: 3
Coding region: 119-1462 (447 amino acids)
Biological process (GO): plant organ development
Molecular function (GO): DNA-binding transcription factor activity; DNA binding
Source: RefSeq, a predicted model, not a curated record
UUCUUUCAUUCUAUCUGUUUUUCUUUCUCUCAUAUCCAUCAGUACCAUUAGAGUGAGCAGUGUUUUCUCUUGUAUUCUUCUCUUUGGUUCUGUUCUUCUUCUUUCAUUCGGAAAUAUUAUGGAACAUCUUCAUCAUCUGCAAGACCCACAGCACCAAAUGCAAAACUUCCACCAACUCCAACAACAACCACAGCAGCAAGUACAGUACAUCAAUAUUGAAGAUAGUGGUAGUGGAAGCAGUAGUAGUAGUAAUAGUAAGAACAGUAGUAGUCUUUUAUGUAGACAGAAUAAUACUUCUAGUACUACUACCACUGCAAGGUGGACACCCACAAGUGAUCAGAUAAGAAUAUUGAAAGAUCUUUACUAUAACAAUGGAGUUAGAUCACCAACUGCUGAACAAAUUCAAAGGAUAUCGGCUAAGUUAACACAAUAUGGCAAGAUCGAAGGCAAAAAUGUGUUUUACUGGUUUCAAAAUCAUAAAGCUCGUGAAAGACAAAAGAAAAGGUUUACUCUUGACAUGGCUGCCAUGCAACAACAAAGAUCUUCUACUUCUUCAGCUCUUAGUAAUGGUGGUAACGGUGGAACUAUUGGUGUUGGUUUAAACUAUGGUGGUACUAGAGGUGGUGGUAAUGGUGGAGGUGGUGAUGGUUGGAGACACACUGAUCUACAUCAUCCUCAUGAUUAUUAUUACGCCAUUGAAAACAAUCAUCCCACCAGAAACAUCCAUAAUCCAGGUAUUCCUUCUCCAACGUCCCCUCCUUCUUCACAUGGUAUGCUAACCAGUGUUGGACCAAUCGGAAGUAGUACUGCUAGUUAUGGAUCUGUCCUCAUGGAAAGAAGAUUCAGGGAGUGUUCAAUUUCAGCUGGUGGAAGUAGUAGUAUUGGUAACUCUACAAGUAACAAUAUUGGUGGUUGGGUUGGUGUUCAUCAGAAUCAUAAUACUAACAAUUACCAUCAUCAAGAGAUACCUACUCAUCAAUAUCCCUCAAAUACUACUACUUCAUCAUCAUUGUCAACAUAUAGUCCUGCUUUCGUCGAAAAACCAUCAAGAAUAUUACCCAUUCAACUCUUCAAGGAGGAACCUGAUAACAACAACGAAGAAGAAGAGGUAGCUCCUGAGAUUGAAACUCUCCCUCUGUUUCCCAUGGAAACCGGUGAUGAAGAUAUUGAAAUUCCGGUGGUGGAGAACCAAACUAUUAUUCCAAACUAUUUUGUUGGAUCAUCAAACUCGGAAACAUCAAAUGGGUAUCUUAACCAUAACCCACUCACUGGUUAUUAUAUCAGAUCAUCUUCUUCAGUAGUAGUACCAUUACAUGAUCAUCAUCACCAUCAUCAUCAAGAACACAUGAAUGGAGGAAUAAACUUGAACAGGACUGCUUCAUCAUCACUUGAACUCACUCUGAAUUCUUACACUCCUAUAACACCAGAGACUGUUCAUGGUCGCCAUCAUCAAUUGAAUUAAAAUAUUAAAGUCAUCAUCACUGAUUGAAUCGAGGUUGAUUAUGUUGUACUUGUUGGUAUCAUGAAGAUCAGCAGAGUCUUAAUUAAUUGGUCUCCAUUUAUUAAUAUUACAUUAUGUUUUUAUGAAAUGUUGGAAACUUUCGGUUUCAGUUUAGCAGUUUAGCUUUUGAUUUUGUCAGGUCAAAGAUAUUGUUCGACAUUGACACGCGUCAGGAGUAGAACUAUCUAAGAAUAAUUUGCUUAGUUUUUUACGGGCUCCACAGCGGACCCGCUGCA